GACAUCGGAAUGUGUCUAAACACAAAAUCAGUUCUUUGAAAGGGCCGGAAGACUGGCUGGUGCCUGCUUGUUACCAUAGGAACGACAACAGCGUCCCGACUGUGGAUCUGCACAGCCGGAGCGAUUGUAAUCAAGGACUGAAACGAGCACCUAGUGCGUUGAUUUCCAGACGAAGGAGAAGAAGCUCCGACCGAUAAAAAUGACUUUAAACUUGGAAGACUAUUUCCGAACAGUCUAUGAAGACAAACUGCUUGUGAAGAUGCCGCCCCGCGAGGACGACCAGCUGACCACCGCCACGCGCCUGCUGCAGCAGAGGAGGGAGGUGGCGGAAGUGGAGCAGACCCUGGCCACGCGGAAAGAGGACUUCCAGAUGAGGCUGGAGAGGCUGCAGCAGCGCAGGGAGGAGCUCGGGCAGAAGGAGGAGAUGCUGAAGGAAGCCCUCCUCAAGUUCGACAAGUUCCUGAAAGAGAACGACUCCAAGCAGAGCCGAGCGGUGAGGAAAGCGCGGGCCGAGAGGAACAUGGCGCGACAGAAGGACCGCGAAAUCAAGCAGCUGUCUCAGGAGAUCGCCGCCCUUCAGGCCUGGAGGGAGCGGCUAGAGGGGAAAGUGAAGGAGAACGCCAUCUACUGGGCGUACCUGGUCAGCGCCACCGACAAGUCUGAGAAGUUCCAGGAGAUCCGCGAGCUGAUCGGCCGCUUCGACACCAUGCUGUCCACGCGGGAGCAGCUCCUGCAGCGGGAGAGCGAGGGCCAGGGCCGCCUGGAGGAGGAAAAGCAGCGUCUGCGCCGCUUCGUGAAGGAGCGCAGCGACCUCAUCCUGCAGCACAACAACCAGCUGGCCACGCUACAGACGCAGCUCGACCAGGCGCGCGCGCUGGCGCUCAAGUGGGAGUCAAAGUGGAACCACAUCCAAGCCACAGCAGCCAAGAAGACCCUGCUUUUGGGCCAGAUCAAGGUGGUGAUCCUCAACCUAUUCCAGAUGGUCAACAAGCACACCCAACAAGACUCAGACGUGUCCAUAGAAGACCCAGAGGGACAGCUGGACAGGAUUCAGCUCUUCACUCAAGACCUGUCCGACAUCCUCUCCGAGCUGAACCUUCCCGCGUAGAGUGCCUUCAAUAUCUAAUCAGAUAAAAGAAUCUAAUGACCACACGCAGAAGGCUGUUCCACUGAAGAGGGGCAUGUAGCAGAUGUCGCAUGACAGGGGCCCCAGAGUCCUUUUGAAGAUGGAAACUGGACAUCUCUCCCUUUUUGUUUAUUUUGAAGUUUCCAAUAUAGUUAUAUAUUGAAGAGAACCUUACUUAACAUCUUUGGGACAAAAGAUCUUAAAAUGAAUUCCUAGCAACGAUUAACCAGCAGUAACGUCAAAAAGGAUCUGGAAACAAAAAAGCUUCCAGUUUCUGGACAUCGAGGUUUUUCUACAAGCUAAUAACUUCAAAUAUAAUAGUACUUUGUAGUGCGAUCAAGAGUGAUAAGGAGAUGAUUUCAGUCACUGCCAGUAAUCACAGUUCCUUAUCCUGCUCUCAAAGACAAUUAAAAACUAUGAACACUCCUGUAUUAUUUCAUGUGCUCACAAGUCAAGCAAUAUUUGAACCAAGUAAAACUAGGGACUAUGUUAGCAUGGCAUGAUUACAGAUUUUCCAUGUCCCAGUGUUAGCCAGACUGAAUGAUAUUAAAAUAAAUUGGGGAGCUCACUAUAUACAAUCUUAAUCACAACUUAAAUGUGAAUAUUCCAUCACAUAAAUUCAUUUUUUUCUAUAACUUCUUUCUGAAUGAUGUGAUGUUUAUGUUUUUAAGGCCUUGGUAAACAAGCUCCUUGAUGGCCGUCAGCCAAUUUGCUAGAACCCAUCUAGUGAAAAUCCUUGAACACCAUCUGGCUUUUGUCAUUAUUUCUGUACAAUCUGAUGAACACUGCAGAAAAAUGAAAAGUACUGUAUUUUUAUUAUGCAUAUUAAAUAUAAAGAAAAUCGCA
Molecule: messenger RNA, 1972 nt
Organism: Lepisosteus oculatus (spotted gar)
Lineage: Eukaryota; Metazoa; Chordata; Actinopteri; Semionotiformes; Lepisosteidae
Source: RefSeq, a predicted model, not a curated record